Elaeis guineensis (African oil palm) is the source of this 687-nucleotide messenger RNA. RefSeq lists its product as uncharacterized. NCBI's taxonomy places the organism in Eukaryota, Viridiplantae, Streptophyta, Magnoliopsida, Arecales, Arecaceae. The record is from RefSeq and is a predicted model, not a curated record.
GACAUAUAGACCAGGAGAACCAAAAGACGGCGAGACGGAGGAAUUUUUCUACCUACGGUGAGAGCACAUCAGAAGACGCGAGAGCGAGGGAGAGAAAGGAGAUGGCUGGGACGCAUGUGAUGAAGAGGAUUCCUCGAAUUAAAUUCCCCCAGAGGCAUCCUAAGCCCCAAGGAUCAUCCACUUCAUCUGAUCAAAUUUUGUUCUCUCGAUCGAGUGCGGCGUCCCAACCACAAUCACCCCCAUCAUCUGGUGAGGUUCCAAAUUACAGAUUCAAAUCAGAUGUUCCUGCCCCGCCCAGCAACACUGCCAUAGGUGGGAAGGCUUCACUCUUGCCAAAGCGUACACCAGUCUCAGAGAAAGAAAUUGAGGCCAUAUUGCUGGGUGGCUGCUUUUGACACUGGAUGCUGUCUGUUAGCAUUGCGAAUAAGAUUACAUGCUGAUUCUGUAUGUUACUGGAGGUUGAUGAUUGAAUCUUGUGAAAGUAUAAAACAAAAGAUGGUUGAAGGCAUUUAUCAAAGGGGCACUCCAGAUUAUGGAGGUUUAAUGCAUUGUUGUUUCUUGACUGCUGAUCAGAACUGCAACUUUGUGUCGCAUUUGUUGUGUUUUUAAUUCUGCAGAAUUGUAAGAGGAAUUUGCUACUGCAUGUACUAAAAUAAACCAGUUAUAAUAGUUCUUUUAUUUGAAUUA